Molecule: messenger RNA, 2445 nt
Organism: Cutaneotrichosporon oleaginosum
Lineage: Eukaryota; Fungi; Basidiomycota; Tremellomycetes; Trichosporonales; Trichosporonaceae
Biological process (GO): transmembrane transport
Cellular component (GO): plasma membrane
Molecular function (GO): sulfate transmembrane transporter activity
Source: RefSeq, a predicted model, not a curated record
UGCGGGGCCGGAAUAUCACCCCGUCAGAUCGUCAUACUCACCAACAACUUGGCUCUCAACAUCCUUCUCCUCCUCGUCCACAAUGAGCUCAAACAACCCAGAUCAGCCCAGCACGCCCACAGACUCGGGUGGUCCGACUCCCGUUUCGUCGCGGUGGGAUCUCACCGUCCUUCCGCCAACGCCCGCCCGUCCUCUGGGACGGGCGGCAACGGACCCGCAGGCAGGCCCCAGCGAGACGAGCCGCCUCUUGGCCACCAAGCACCCGCGGUACUGGGAUGCCACGGACAGCGACACGGAGGACAGAGGAAGAGGCGGGAAGAGCACGUCGAGCGCGCCGAGAUCCGCGUCGGCAGCGAGUGCCCAACGUCUCCAGAAGGCUACGCGCGUAGCUAAGAAGAUCCGCCAGCGCUCAAAGUACUACGUCCCGGUCACGGAGUGGCUGCCGACCUACUCCUGGUCCCUGUUUGCAGGCGACGUCGUGGCGGGCAUAUCGGUUGCAUGUCUCAUGGUCCCUCAAGCCAUGUCGUAUGCGACGAGCCUCGCCAAGCUCACCCCCGUCGCGGGACUGUGGUCGUCCUCCGUGCCCGUGUUUCUCUACGGACUCCUGGGUACCAGCCGUCAGCUGUCAAUGGGCCCCGAGGCGUCACUGUCUCUCAUGCUGGGCCAGCUCAUCGACGACCUCGUUUGGGGUGACCCGCACAAUGCGCCAGCGCACCCCGAGCUCGAAGCCGCAGCCAUCUCCGUCAUGGCCACGUUCCAGGUCGGCCUCAUCACCGGCAUCCUCGGCUUGCUGCGCCUUGGAUUCCUCGACGUCGUGCUUUCCCGCGCCCUCCUUCGCGGCUUUAUUACCGCCAUCGGUGUUAUCAUCUCGAUCGAGCAGAGCAUCCCGCUCCUCGGCCUGGCGCAUGUCAUGCACGAGGCCGGUGACCCGCCCACGCUCCCUAUCCCAAAGCUUAUCUUCAUCAUCAAGCACAUCACGCGGUUUAACCCGUACACGGCGAUCCUCUCCGCGUGCUGUCUCACUUUCCUGAUCGUCGCCAAGGUUGUCAAGCAGCGCGUCACCAAGACGCCGGGAGGCGCAUGGCUUCGCUUCGUGCCCGAGAUCCUCCUCGUCGUUGUCUUCACUACCCUGCUCACUUCCAUCUUCCGAUGGGACCUCAAGGGCGUCGACAUCCUCGGCAAGGUCAAGACGUCGACCGGCAUGCCGUUUGGCCUCCCUCUCACCUCGCGCCCCAUGAAGUACUUCAACGCGACGUUCCCUACUGCUUUCGUUAUGGCGCUCGUUGGUGUUGUCGACUCGAUGGUUGCUGCGCGUGAGAACGCGACCAAGUACAGCUACCCCGUCAGCCCUAACCGCGAGCUGGUCGCGUAUGGCGCCACGAACUUGGUUGCGUCGACCCUCACGGCAACCGGCUCCCUCCCGAUCUUUGGCUCACUUACCCGCUCGCGUUUGAACGGAAACACUGGCGGCCGCACUCAGAUGGCCUCACUGAUCACCUCCGCCCUCGUCCUUUUGUCGAUCUUCUUCCUCAUGCCUUGGCUGUUCUUCCUUCCCCGCUGUGUGCUCGCGUCCAUCAUUACUACGGUCGUGUACGGCAUCCUCAACGAGGCGCCGCACGACGUUAUAUAUUACUGGAGGAUGCGCGCAUGGCCCGACUUCAUUCAGAUGGCCGGCACUUUCCUCCUGACGCUGUUGUUUAGCAUCGAGGUUGGCGUCGUUGCCUCCGUCGGCUUCUCGCUUCUUCUCGUCAUUCAGCACUCGACCAAGCCGCGGAUCAAGAUCAUCGGUCGCCGCCCUGACUCAGACGACUGGGUUCCGAUCGAUGAGGACGAGGAGGCGCAGGAAGAGAUUCCAGGAGUGCUCGUCGUGCGCAUCCGCGAGCCGCUCUCCUUUGCGAACACUGGUGGACUCAAGGAGCGUCUGCGCCGCCUCGAACUUUAUGGCCCGAAGAAGAGCCACCCGUCUGACGCGCCGCGGCGCGAGUCCGCCAAGGCCGUCAUCUUGCACAUGGGCGAUGUCGAUGAGAUCGACGCUAGCGCUCUCCAGAUUCUUGCCGAGCUCGUGUACUCGUACCAGGAGCGCGGCGUGGGCAUCUACUUCGCCCACCUCCACCCGCAGCAGCUCGAGCAGUUCCGCAUCAUGAACAUCCCCGAGACGCUCGGGCCCUCAAGGUUCCACCCAGACGUCCGCAGCGCCAUGCUCGAAGUCGAAUCGCUCGGCUUUGGCAACCGCUCCGCUCCUUCGCGGUUCCUCAGCCACCGCCCCAGCGCCAACAACCUGGCGUAGGCCCCACCCACACUCACUUCGCUCCCAUACACUAUAGACUCCACCAUCUUUGCUUACGCCUCCACGCCCAAACAUGACGCCUGAUCCACGCCAAUUCUGCUAUGCUACUGAUAUGAGCUUUGGACAGCAGUGCGCGUGAUUGUUACACGCCUCAUCCU